This is a messenger RNA of Fundulus heteroclitus (mummichog), 3560 nucleotides long. RefSeq names its product NCK-interacting protein with SH3 domain. The record is from RefSeq and is a predicted model, not a curated record. Lineage: Eukaryota; Metazoa; Chordata; Actinopteri; Cyprinodontiformes; Fundulidae. Gene Ontology annotation, biological process: endocytosis. The coding region runs from base 178 to 2406 and encodes 742 amino acids. Gene Ontology annotation, molecular function: Arp2/3 complex binding; protein binding. The transcript has 13 exons.
ACGACAUGAGUCAGAUGAUCUCGGCGGCUUUGUAAAUAGACAUCAGUCGUUCACUGUAGCCAUGCCUUCAUGGGCUCUUUAAAUCCCCCCAGCUGAGCAGAUCCUUCAGCUCGGACUCUGUGCUGCUUCACAGCUUCUCUCGGGCCUGUCUGCGGUUCGCCGAAGUGUUUCUGAAACAUGUACCGGUCUCUGUACGCCUUCCGAUCGUCCGAGCCCAACUCGCUGCACUUCGCGGCCGGAGAGAGCUUUCUAAUCCUGGAGAGGAGCAACAAACACUGGUGGCUGGGGUCCCGCUGCAGCUCGGGGGAAACCGGCUACAUCCCGGCCUCUUACAUCGAAAAACUGCAGGCUCCAGAGCAAGACGAGGUGCUGCAGUCCAUCGACCGAGCGAUCGAAGGCAUCCACAACGUGGCCUUAAAGAACGGAGGCAAAUACAACCUGGAACAACGAGAUGUCCUGCAAAAGCUGAUCCACCACAGAAAGGAGACCCUCGCCCGGCGAAGUUCCUCCUCCGCCGGACACAGACUUCCAUCUUCCAACAGUGAAAUCUCCCUGAGUCAAACCCCUCCGCCCGCCAACGGCCUCAACCAGAACUACGGGAGGCAGGGGAGUGUGCCGUUAUCGGGGAGCAUGGACAGCAUGCAGGGAGAGCCAGGCCUCUACCAGGUGCCGCCUCAGCCCCGGCGCGCUGCUCCUAUCACUCCUCCUCCCCCUGAGAAGCAGAGAAACAACCGGCGUCCAGAGCCGGACGUCCCCUCCAGGGUCUCCUCUCUUCCUGGGUCCCCCGCUCCCUCCCUGACUAUCAGCACCACCUCCCCGGAGUCUGCCUCCUCCUCCCGCUCCUCUUUGGCCACCUCCGACAUCAGUCUGCCGAGCACCUCCAGCACCCCUCCUCCGCCUGUGCCGUCCCGCGUGAAGCCCCCCGCCCCGGCCACGGACGGGCAGCCGUCCGCCUCUCCUGCCAUGCCGGCUCCUGGGAAGAAAAGCCCGGCGCCGCAGCCUCCCCUGCCCUCCGACACCACCCGCCCCGGCGCUGCUCCUGUCCAGCUCCCCGUGGAGGACCCACCGGGGCCCGAAUGGCCGGUCGCCCCGCCGUCUGUCGCCGAAAGCCCCCCCGGCAGCCCCUCCGCCUCUGGGCCGGUUCCCACAACGGUGGGAGCCGAGCUGAUCGAGCUGGUGCGGAAGAACACGGGCCUGAGCUUCGAGCUCUCCCGGGUGGCCGUGGGCGUGGUGGUGGGCCACCUGCAGACCGCUCUGCCUCAGGCCGCCUCCGCUUUGGAGCAGGUUCUUCUGUCGCUGGUGCAGAGCACGGACUUAAAGGCAGGGCUGCCGCAGGGUCAGGUGUGUCAUGACGAGCAGCGCCUGGAGGUGAUCUUCAGUGACCUCGCCCGUCACUGUGACGACUCCCAGCAACGCAGCUGGGCGCUGCACGAGGACCACGCCCUCAUCGCCUGCUACCUGGAGGAGCUGCUAAAGAUACUGACUGAUGCAGAUCCAGAGGUUUGCAAGAGGAUGUGCAAGUCCAACAACCACGAGAACGUGCUGUCACUGGUUUCAUAUUAUCAGAUGGAGCUUCGAGUCACUCUGCGGCUGCUUCUGCUCAAAGUGUUCGGGGCGAUGUGCAGCCUGGACGCGGCUCUCAUCUCCACGCUGCUAAACUCCAUCCUGCCCAUGGAGCUGGCCCGGGACCUCCAGACGGACACGCAGGAACACCAGAAGAUGUGCUACACCGCUUUGGUUCUAACUAUGAUGUUCUCAAUGGGAGAGCAGGUGCCAUAUCACCACUACGAGCACCUUAACGCUGAAUUUGUCCGCUUUCUGCUGGGUGUGGUGGAGGACGGGCUUCCCUCUGAUCCCACUGAGCAGCUGCCAGACAUCUUCCUGAACCUCCUGCUGGCCUUCAACCUGCACCACACAGCACCGAGCAACAACGCAAUAAUGCAGGAGCUAAAGCAAAAAAACGUCAAGGUCCUGACUGAGAAAGUGCUGCUGCUCCUGAACAGAGGAGAGGAUCCAGUGUGCAUGUUCAAGCACACGCCACCCGCUCCUCACUCUGUGCUCAAGUUCCUGCAGGACGUCUUUUCCAGCCGAGACACCGCCAACAUCUUCUAUCGCACUGACAUGAUGGUGAUGAUCGACAUCGCCGUCCGACAAAUUUCCGACCUGUCCCCCGGAGACAAGCUGCGGAUGGAGUACCUCUCCCUCAUGCACUCCAUAAUGAGCUCCACAGACUACCUGGAGCACCGGCACCGCCUGUCUGACCUGCAGGGAUCGCUGAAGAGGAUUCUCAGGGAGGAGGAAGACCCAGGAGAGGAAGAAGGGAGCGCCACAGCAAAACAGAUGGAUAAGCUAAUUGUGCAGCAGAUCUUCAAGGAGUUCCCGCAGAUCUGCGACAACCUGAACUGACUCACGUUUACGUCGUGCACAAUCACACGCUGUAGUUUCACUCCCGUCUGCUGAAAGGGUGUGGGGGGGGGGGCUUUAAAACUGACGGUUUCUGCACCAGCUGAGGGGGAAAACAAUAACAACAAGGCUCUCCAGGGCUGCGCUGUGCAUGUUCCCACUCUUCUCAAGCAGUUAAUUGAAAUGAUAAUAAGAUAUUUCUUUAGUGUUUUUAAGAAUAGUGAAAAUAUAAAAAAAACUCAAAGUACAGAAGAGUUUGCUUUAAAAUAACAGUUAACCAAAAUAAAUACCAAGCAGCUCCUGGAGUCAAUUUAAAGCAAUAAAAAAUGGGGUCUCACAUGGACUAACUGCACGUGCUUCAUCGUCUAAAAUUUACUCCAAUCACAGCGGAGUCUCGUUCUAACCAAAUAGAUUUCAGAGGAAGUACGAGACAAAUCUGUACUUUACAUCAGUGCCAUUACUUCAACGCAGAGAGAAAAACGUUUGUGAGCUUCCCUUCGUAGAGGGACCAAACUACUGUGUUUCAGAGAGUAUUACUUUUCUUAAGUGGUAGCUGCACUCUUACCCCUGACUUCCUGUGCCAUAAAACUUCUCAAUAUUAAAACUUAAAGCAAGGUGAGCAGGUUUACUUCCUUACCUAGAAAAGCUAAGCACACUCAUUUCUACCGACUUCGUAGUUGAGUUUUGCUGCUUGUGCUGCUCUGAACUCUCUGCUGCAUCCAUCAGCUGGCUUCCGUAUCUCUUCUACAAUAUUUACUGUUUUCUCAAAAUGCAAAGCCUUGUAAGACUGAGAAAUUACCCUUCACAGAUUUAGACAAACCGUGCUGAAUUGAGGCUGUAUGCGAGAUAUGACGUACCUUUUCAGGUAUAAUCUUGUGCGGCGGCUGAAUGAAGAAUACGAUAAAAGAUGAAAACAAGGCAUUUUAAUGAUCUCACUUUUGUUUUUAUGUUUCUUUUCUUUGUUUCUCGCAUCAAUGUUGUGACUGAUUUUCCUGUUUUUCACAUGUUAUUGUUGUUAGUUUCUUUGACUAAUGGUGUAUUUGUUUACAAUAUGUGUAAAGUGUGCGUUUGAGUGCUAAACAUAGUCAUGAUUGGCAUUGUCUGCAAAAAUGCUGCAACUGUGUAAUGAAACUAAUAAAGCUAUAUUUUAACAGUGA